Penicillium mononematosum is the source of this 240-nucleotide messenger RNA. RefSeq lists its product as uncharacterized. The record is from RefSeq and is a predicted model, not a curated record. The transcript has a single exon. Bases 1 to 240 code for a protein of 79 amino acids. NCBI's taxonomy places the organism in Eukaryota, Fungi, Ascomycota, Eurotiomycetes, Eurotiales, Aspergillaceae.
AUGUUUCCGCCUGGUGAGAAAUGGGACGUCGCCCGACCCGGAAGCAUUCGUAUAGCGCGGUGUCCGAGAUCAACAGCGGCUAGCAGCCGCGAGAAGGCAUCGUGGAUGGCGCGAUACUCAGUCCCCACAUCCAAGGCCACGAGGCCGCAAACUUCAAAGUCGUGGACCGACGCGAGUGGAUCCACACGGGAUGCCACAAGUUUGAGACUCAGUCAGGUCUCGUGGAGUCUAGAGCAAUGA